AUGGAUGGAGGGCGACCCACCUUCUGCAGCACUUCCUCCCACGCGCGCGGCGCUUGGCCGCCGCCGCGCACGCGGCGCGCGCUGCGUGUGACGGUGCCGAGCUUCUUGGAGUGUCCGAAGGCCAUGGAGACCCUGGCGAAGCGCUGGUCCCUGCUGCGGCACGAGAAGCGGCUCCGACAGCUCAGCUGGGAGGUGCAGAUGGUUUUGCAACGAGAGCAGGACCUGCCGCUCGCCUUGACGGUGAUGCGCAGCAUUGCAGCCAGCAUCCCCGAUCCGCCGACUUCGCGCAUCGUCGUGGCCUCAUCCUUCAUCGGCGAGGACUUUCAGCAACAGAUGCGCCCAGCCCGGAAUAACCACGAGCGCUGGUGCGCCCGGCAUGGCUACACCUACGCGUGUUUGGAAGAGAACAUUGCCAAGAGGAGUGAUCCAACCUGGUCAAAGAUACCUCAUGUCCUGAACCUCUUACAAGGAGGGGCCGAGUGGGUCUUCUGGAUGGACGCAGAUUCACUGUUCAUCUCUGAUGGAGCUGACCUUCAAUGGGCCUGCGAUUUGCAGAAGGACUUUGUGUUUGCCGGAGAUUUGAACGUGGUGUUCAAUGCUGGCCACUUCUUAGCGAGGCGGGGUGCUUGGGCAGAAGCCUUUCUGAGUGAUGCGUUCCAAAUCCAUCCUUGGCCGGACUGGGAAGACAAUGGGGCGAUGAUGAUCCUCCUGGGCGGUGGCUCUGCAUACGAUCCCAGCACCUGGCGUGGCAGCUUUGAGCGGAUGAAAGUGCCCACCCGAAGCUGGGAGGAAUGCCAGGCCGCCAUGCGCGAUCUGCCGCCCGCGGUCGCGGAGCAUGUGGCGGUGGUGCCGCAGCAUUGGCUCAAUGCCUACGAGUGGCCCAAAGGAGGAGGCAGUGCGGCACUGAUCCGGGGCGAUCCCAUUCUGCACUUCGCGGGGUGCGCGGCAGAUGCAAAACCAGACCUGGUGGCCCACUUUGCCGAACGCUUUGGAGAUCCCUUUGACCUUUUGGACCUCCUUUCGCCC
Durusdinium trenchii is the source of this 1026-nucleotide messenger RNA. NCBI's taxonomy places the organism in Eukaryota, Dinophyceae, Suessiales, Symbiodiniaceae. The record is from the annotation of a GenBank genome assembly.